GGACUAUGAAGACCCUUUUGCAGAAGGCACGGCCAGAUCUCCGCAGAAGGUUCUAAUCUGGAACAUCAAGGAACUCAGAAACUCCUCCAAAAAGGAAGAAUAUGGCAAAUCCCCCGAGGGAUUCCGGUGCCCACGUGGUGAAGAUACAGCAGGUAUACUGGGCGAGAGACGCGGCUGAAGAUGGUAUGGUCCAGCAUGGCGCUACCUGUGUGGCUAAAGUGGAAGAGCAAGUCGAGUAUCACGACACGGACACGUAUGACCUCGCCAGCCACGGUGCGUGGCUGAGUAAGAUCGGGGGAGAUUGGAGGCUGAUUGUGGAGCAGAGCGGGCAGCAGAAGACACCUUUUACUGACCAAACCAACCGGAACCGCCCUCUCAGCGGGAAUUGGGAAAUUAACGGAAAAUCAGGGAAAAAAGUAGAUUUGAUGGAAAGAAAACAACCGAGACGGGACCUCGAGACGCAACGCAGCCAAGGAACUUCCAAGACAGACGGCAGCAACGUCUCGGCAGGUGGAGACAUCAAGGCGAGAAACUCGCUGACCUGCUACGAGCUGCUGGACGAAAGGGAGAUCGUUGAGUAUCUGUCGAGGGUUUUAGGUCACGACGGAGAGUUUAACGUAACGACGGUGAGGGACUUUUUAGAAACUGCCGGAAUCCGGCAUUACGAAGGUUUCCUCGACACGAGGCAGGUGACCUACAAGCUGGGGGACCUGUACACCAUCGUCUUAACCACCGACCCGGCUACCUCCAGAAAGGUGGCGACGGUGUCUCUGGAAGUCGAAAUCGAGAAGGUUACGGAAGGGUUUCAAAGACUGGAACGGCUGGCAAGCGAUCUUAAUCUUCAACUAAAAAACAAGUGAUUUAUCCCUAAAAA
Messenger RNA from Spea bombifrons (plains spadefoot toad), 874 nucleotides. RefSeq lists its product as uncharacterized. The transcript is spliced from 2 exons. The record is from RefSeq and is a predicted model, not a curated record. Lineage: Eukaryota; Metazoa; Chordata; Amphibia; Anura; Pelobatidae. The coding region runs from base 102 to 860 and encodes 252 amino acids.